Molecule: messenger RNA, 2464 nt
Organism: Helobdella robusta
Lineage: Eukaryota; Metazoa; Annelida; Clitellata; Rhynchobdellida; Glossiphoniidae
Exons: 18
Coding region: 79-1920 (613 amino acids)
Biological process (GO): proteolysis
Molecular function (GO): serine-type endopeptidase activity
Source: RefSeq, a predicted model, not a curated record
CUACUUUUUACUAAAAGUAUUCUGUCCAGAGUCUGUCAUUGAUUGAUUGGGGGCUGUUAAUUUUGUUAAAGUUCCAUCAUGAGUAACAACAAGGCUGCAGAAAUUUUUAAAAAACUUUCCUGCAUCCCGUCCCUGAAGAAGGCCCUAUUUGAAAAAGUCCCUUCCAGCAAGAACUACAAACGUAUCACGGCAACAUGGUCCCAAAGAAACUUGAUGAAAAAUGAGAUGACGUCAUUCACCAACCAGUUUGUCAUCUGUGGAGACAGUGUGGAUGUCACUGCUCCUGUCACUUUUGAGAAUGUGCUUUGGCGUGUAAGAAGCAGAUCCGGGCAGAAGACAUUUCUGUUAAAACAGUCGAAAGAUAAGGACAAACCAUCUGAAGUGAAGCAAUACAUUGAGAUCUGGAAUGAAAUGUGCAUGACGCACAACGUACCGGUCAGCACUCUGAAAUCCCACGGGCUCCUCUACGAUGAUGACGAAGAAUUCGGUUCUGUGGCCUGGUCGAAUGAUGGUGAAAAAAUUCUCUUCAUCGCUGAGAAGGUUGUGGCGAAGGGCAGGAAGUACUUCAGUACUGAGACAGAAGGAGUGGAGGGCACAACAUACCUCUACAGAGGUGACUGGGGUGAGCAGAUGAGCAAGAAAGUAGAGCCGGUUCUCUGUGUAUUCGAACCCGCCACUUUCACCUCUUACGUAGUUGAUUGGUUGCCAACGUCAUGCUCUUAUGGGCAGCACAAGCCCGACAUGCUGAUGUGGCUGGAGUGCAACGAGGGUGGCCCACACCACCAGGAACACCGGGUGGUUGUUCGGGACCUCCCUCUCAGCCAAAAUAAGGUCCUCCAGUUGAAAGCCUCAAAUUGGGGUUGGGAUCUUUUUGUUGGUUUUUUGGAGUUUUUUUGUUGGGAAUUAGAGUUGUUCUGUUGUUUUUGCUGGUGUCAGGAUAAAUUUCUUGGAAUAUUUCGGGGAAGUUCGAUGAAGUGGAUCGAUGAUGAGAGAGUUCUCCUCAGUAGUAUCAGCUGUAGUCGAUUGAUGAUUGGAAGGUUACCCUCAGCCGGCAGCGAAUCAGAAAUAGCCUGGAGGAGACUCAGCCAAUCAGAGCAGAACUUUGUGAACGAUAUUGCGUGGACGAUUAAUGAGAUAAAGAACACCAGUGUUACUAACUCUAAAGGUGUCGUCGAUUAUGAGUACAUCUUGUUGGAGCCGACGGCCAAGAAGAAGCUACAACCUCUCAUUGUCUGCAACCAUGGUGGACCACAUUCAGUCUUCCUAGCCAGUUACAACACUCAACUGGCAGCCUACUGCUUGCUUGGCUUCUCUCUGCUGCUGACCAACUAUAGAGGAUCACUGGGCUAUGGUGAAGACAACGUGGAAAGCCUUCCGGGUAAUGUUGGAACUCAAGAUGUUGCUGAUAUCAAGCUUGCGCUUGACACAGUUAUCGCGAGGCGGCAGGCUGACCCGAAUAAGUUGGCUGUGAUUGGUGGGUCCCACGGCGGGUUCCUCACCCUGCAUCUCAUUGGUCAAUAUCCAGACCUCUUUAAAGUUGCUGUUGCAAGAAACGCUGUCGUUAACUUGACAAAUAUGCUGGGCGUUUCGGAUAUCCCAGAUUGGGUCUACACGGAGGUGGGAGAGGUCUUUGACGACCGCAUGAUCGUUAGCCCCGCCCUCCUGAACAAGCUGCUGUCAAAAUCGCCCUGGCAGUACGUAGACAAGAUGAAGACGCCCUUGUUACUAAUGGUGGGAGGAGCCGACUUCAGGGUGCCACCCUCGCAGAGCCUUCAACUGUUCAAAAGUCUGAAGGCUAGCAACCGAACUGUCAGACUCCACCUCUAUCCGGAAUCCUGCCAUCCACUGGCUGAAGUCGACGUUGAAGUGGAUAACUUCAUCAACGGCGUCAUGUGGAUUGAGGAGCAUCUCAAUGGCUAGCCAGAAACAGGGAUGGGUCGAAGUGUCAAAAUAUAGAUGUGUGAAUGUGGCGAUGUUUAAAAAUAGGGAUGUGCAAAUGUGUGGGUGUUUCGGGUGUUUCGAGGCAGGAAUGUGUAGAAUUAUGCGAAUGCAAACGUGGCUUGUGUUGAAGUAGGGAUGUACAAGUGUCGGGAUGUGUGUAAAUUGGGAUUUCAAAAUGAGGAAAUGUGUGCAAACCGGAAUUCGUAAAUACGGAUAUUUUAAAUAAAUUAUGUAUUUGUUUUUUCUUUGAUGGCAACCGAGUUGCUAUUGUUAUUAUUUGUUUGGCUCUCAGACUCAAAAGAAGGAACUCCUCUCUAUUUUCAAAUCAGGAUAAUCCAUAAAAAGAUAAUUUUUACGAUGUUUAUAGAGUGAUGGAACAUGUUAAAUGAAAGUUAAAAACGGAUUUUUUUUUUUAGUAAACAAUCUUAAAAAUUGUUGAGUAUAUUUUCAUUCAACCCAUUAUUUUGUCAUGGUUUUAAAAAAGUUGAGUGUAUUUUUGUUAAGAUCAAACUGUUCAAAGUUC